Lithohypha guttulata is the source of this 1569-nucleotide messenger RNA. RefSeq lists its product as uncharacterized. The record is from RefSeq and is a predicted model, not a curated record. NCBI's taxonomy places the organism in Eukaryota, Fungi, Ascomycota, Eurotiomycetes, Chaetothyriales, Trichomeriaceae. Bases 1 to 1569 code for a protein of 522 amino acids. Gene Ontology annotation, molecular function: transmembrane transporter activity. The transcript has a single exon. Gene Ontology annotation, cellular component: membrane. Gene Ontology annotation, biological process: transmembrane transport.
AUGUCGGCAACCACUACGACAGAGCUCGAAGCCACGAGUUUACAGGCUACGCCAAGUCAACAUGGCAGGAAUUCGCAACAUGAGCAUCGAGCAGAGCUCACAUCCAUGGAGUCGAGGGUCGAGACAAAAGGCACGACAGCAGUCAUCAUCUCAGCCAUCGGUGGAGUAACACUGAUCAGUUCUAUGCUCGCUGGUCUGGUUACUAUAGGUCUACCUGUUAUAGCAAGAGACCUGAAAAUUUCCGAUACACUUCUGAUCUGGCCUGUUUCCAUCUACUCUCUUACGUGUGGCUGCACACUCAUUCUAGCAGGAGCAGUGGCGGAUGUGGUUGGCUCUCGCGUAAUGUACUUACUGGGCACUUUCCUUCAGAGUAUCUUCACGAUGGCUUGUGGUCUGUCCCGUACGAGUCUCCAGCUCAUCAUCUUUCGUGGAUUUGCUGGUGUUGCAAUAUCGUUUUGCUUGCCGUCAGCUGUUAGUCUGAUCAUGCAUUACUUUUCUUCGGGAAGAAGAAGGAAUUUAGCUUUCGCUGUCAUGGGCGGAGGUCAGCCGAUAGGCUUCACGCUGGGUUUAGUGAUGGGUGGUGGCUUGACCGACUCCCUCGGAUGGCAGGUAGGGUUCUACUUGGGUGCUGGAAUCAACACAGUUUUGUUUCUGCUUGCACUUUUCAGCCUGCCACAAAUCAAGCGCCAGCAGUCACUUACUUUGCAACGGCUUAAGACCGAUAUCGACUGGAUCGGUGCCUUUGUCUUGAGCACGUCUUUGGCAUUGUUGCUGUAUGUCUUCGCUACCUGGACAGCUGACAUUGCGAACAUCAGUUCUCCAGAAAGCAUAUCCUGCUUGGCGCUUGGUGCAGCGCUUCUGCCUGCCUUUGCUACCUGGAUACAUCGGCAAGAAAAGCUAGGUAAGGCGGUUCUCAUCCGCAAUUCAAUUUGGCGCAAUAAGGCUUUUACCAGCAUUUGUGUAAAUGUGUUCUUGACCUGGGGCGCAUUCAAUGCGACAGAAGUAUUUCUCACUUUCUUCUUCCAAGAUGUGCAAGGGUUAAGCGCCACGGCAGCGUCUAUACGUUUCCUGCCAGAACCGGUGGCAGGGGCUGUGACGAACAUCUUAAUUGGGCUGUACGUGCACCGCCUAAGGGCGGAUUGGGCGUUGAUGACCAGUUUUAUGCUCUCAGCAUUAUCACCAUUAUUGCUGGCUGUUAUGAAGCAGGGCUCGUCAUACUGGGAAUAUGUCUUCCCUGCCGUGGCGCUUGUGCCUAUCAGCUCCGAUGUACUGUGGACGAUAUCUCAGCUCGUGAUCACUGCAGAGUUCGAGGAAAAUACCCAAGCUCUUGCUGGAGGCGUCUUCAAUACCGUCGCUCAGAUCGGCAAGAGUAUCGGCCUUGCGCUGGCAGCUAUAAAUGCGAGUAGCACCACCAUAAAGGUAAGUGUACCAGGAUCCUCACACGACGAUCAAUUGCUCGAAGGAUAUCGCGCUGCUUGGUGGUUCACGUUCGCAGCAACCAUGAGUUGCAUUUGCGUCACCAUUUUAGGACUUCGUAACAUUGGCAAGGUCGGAGUGAAAAGAGAUUAG